Molecule: messenger RNA, 2858 nt
Organism: Scomber japonicus (chub mackerel)
Lineage: Eukaryota; Metazoa; Chordata; Actinopteri; Scombriformes; Scombridae
Product: cAMP-responsive element modulator-like
Exons: 8
Coding region: 90-1052 (320 amino acids)
Biological process (GO): regulation of transcription by RNA polymerase II
Cellular component (GO): ATF4-CREB1 transcription factor complex; nucleus
Molecular function (GO): protein binding; DNA-binding transcription factor activity, RNA polymerase II-specific; RNA polymerase II cis-regulatory region sequence-specific DNA binding
Source: RefSeq, a predicted model, not a curated record
GACGUGGAGACUACGUGAGCGAAAGCACAGGCCGUCCACCCCUGUAAUUAGUGACGAGUCAGGCUACGUAAAACUUCGGUUGACUCACUAUGGAUACUUCAGUGUCGUCUCAGCUGGACAGCAGUUUGAACGACUCCAUGACAGACGGAGAGGAGAACAACAGCGAAGUCAGUACGUCGCCUGCAGCCCCCUCUCAGGUGUUGAUGGCAGCAGAGUCUCCUGGUAUAACCGUGGUCCAGCUGUCUGACGGUCAGACUGUGCAAGUCCAAGGCGUCAUCCAAGCUCCACAGACCUCCGUCAUACAGUCACCACAAAUCCAGACUGUUGAGAUUGCCGCCGCAGAGGAGAAUGAGGAAGGCGAGUCAGUCACAGACACACAGAAGAGACGAGAGAUCCUCUCCAGGCGCCCGUCUUAUCGAAAAAUCCUCAAUGAGCUUUCAUCGGACUCGCCGGCAGUUCCUAAAAUCGAAGAGGAGAAGGCGGAUGAGGAGGUCAUCUCCAGCAACGCCUCAGUAUCAGUGCCGACGUCCAUUUACCAGACCAGCUCGGGACAAUAUAUUGCGAUCAGCCAGGGAAGAGCCAUCCAGCUGACCAACCCUGGAGCUGAAGAACUGCAGGGGGGACAGACUCUAACUGUUGCCAACUCCGCCACUCCGCAGCCUGGAGCCGCCAUCCUACAGUGUGCAGCUCAACCCGGAGACUCCACUCAGCAGUUCUACCUCCAGGGAGGACAGGUGCUCAUCCAAGCUGCCACUGGAGACAUACCCGCCUAUCAACUGAGGUCACCCAACUCGGGUCUGGCUCAGAGCAUCGUGAUGGCUGCGUCGCCGGGCUCCAUGCAGAACCCGCCGACGCAGCACGCCGAAGAGAUCACCCGCAAGAGGGAGGUCCGGCUGAUGAAAAACAGGGAGGCAGCUCGCGAGUGCCGCAGGAAAAAGAAAGAGUAUGUCAAAUGUCUGGAAAACCGCGUGGCCGUGUUGGAAAACCAAAACAAGACCCUGAUUGAAGAGCUGAAAGCACUGAAGGACAUUUACUGCCACAAAGCAGAGUAGUGGCGGCAGUUUGGUGGUCACGGGCUGAAGACAGAGCCGUUUACAAACUGCUACAGCAAAACAUGAAAAAAAAAAAGAAAAGACUAUGGAACAAAAACUGCUUCGACCGUCUUUGUUUCUCUGCUCACUCAGGCCUGGUUUAACGCCGAAUUCAGAAGUGUCCCAGGGAAUUCGAAUCGCUUGAGCUUGCCAGUUUCGCUCUUGUCCUUAUCUCGUUCUCUUUGCAUGUGAAGACUCAAAGUGUCGUACACACACACACACACACACACACACACACACACUAUGCUUGCUGUUGCUGUUGUGCACGGGCAACGCUAGCCAAUGAGAGCCAGCUGAAUGAAGAGGAACAGGAACAGGAAAUACAGGUGCUUCCUGAAGAUGUACAGCUCAAGUACAGAGAUUACGAAAAAAAAAACAAAAAAACCCAUUGGCGUUGUCAGCCAGGUCUCACUACCAGCAAGUCUCUCUGAGGUCAGACGAGGUGCACAAAAAAAAAGCUACGCGGAUCCACCACCAGCUGCAACAAGCUAACUCAACUGUGUUUACCUGUUAAUGUCAUUUGUGUCAUUUAUGCUUCUUGUUUUUUUUGGUCGUUUUAAUGCAUUCCUUCGUGCGAAAACACAAUUAAGGAGAAAUACUUUCAAAAAGUUGCAUUUUUGUCAGUAAAGUUUUAAACAUGUUUUCAGUUUGAAUUAAUUUGGUCCAAACCCGAGUUAACAGGAAUGAUUUCUCUUAAGUUUGGCUUUUUUAUGCACAAGACUUCAAGUUAUGUUUCAUGCCAAGGUAGAGAGGUAAAACCUGAAUCAGAACCUGUUUAGUAAAAGAUGUUGAAUAUAAAAACUAUAUUUUCAGUACUGAGCAUAUUCUAAUAUAUGAAUUGAAAGUCAAAGCACAUGAAGUACCAAAGUAUAAGUGCGUAUACUAUCAGAAUUUCUACAUUUACUUGAAGAAUUUCACUCCCCGACCGAUCGUAUAUAUAUAUAUUCUACUAAAAAAAGAAAGAUCAGCACAUUUAUUUUAUUCUGAAAACCACAAUUUUGUAAGCAAACAUCUUAAUAUGACUCAUAGCUCUAAAGAAUUAACAGUUGUGCUUUACUGUCAUGCAAAGCGUCAGUUUUGUUUUUGAAAUGAUGGAUAUCCAUUGUGAAAUAAAACUGUAUUUGAUUAUGGCUAGAUAUAUUUUUAAAAAAUGCUCUGUUUAAAGGGUGAUGCCAAUUUCUUUGCUCUUUUUUUUUAAUGUAAAGACAUUUUAUUUGAAUUAUAAUAUAUUAUCUUGUGUUUUAUGUUUCUGGUGAUGAACUGAAAACCGCUUCUUGCUUUCUCUGUUUCUGCUUAUAUGCAGUUGUUGAGUUUGUUCCACUGAAUAUAUUUUAUGGUUCAAGUCUGUAGAAAGUGAGAGAACAUACAAUCAUUGGAUGUAAGAGAUGUUUCCCUUCAGCUGCCAAAAGCUCUCCAAGUAACAUUUAGGUUUUUAACUACUGUUUAGGUGAAUCAUGUGGCAGUGUUUAUGAGCACCAGCCCAAUAGCCUGUCAUGAUUUGCAAUCACAGAACGAAUGAAUGCCCAGUCUAUUAAAUUCUACUUUAGGGGCCGGUGAAAGUAAAAUUCAGGGUUUCUUUGAUAUCACCUGAGUUGAGUUUCAUUGCAUGUAGUUUUUUUUUGUUGAUGUUGUUGUUUUUUUGUUUUUUUUUGCCGUUUUAAAAAUGGCUCCAUCUUUUACCAGGUGUUCUCUUUUCUGUGUACUUCCUUGUUUGAAUUGUAAAAGACAAAACUAUUUUUGUUUAUCUAAUAAAAUAUUCAAAUGUAA